AUGCGCUUGUCGAAAGCUCUGAUAGAAAUGGACUUGCCAGAUUACACUGCAGCCUUAGACCCUGCUUAUACAACUCUGGAGUUUGAGAAUAUGCAAGUAUUAGCCAUGGGUAAUGAUACAUCUCCAAGUGAAGCCACCAACAUGAACGCUUCUAACAACAUUGGGAUCAGCGCUCUUUGUGCAAUCUGUGGUGAUCGAGCUACAGGUAAACAUUACGGAGCCUCCAGCUGUGAUGGCUGCAAAGGUUUCUUCAGACGGAGUGUCCGAAAAAAUCAUAUGUAUUCCUGCAGGUUUAACAGACAAUGCGUUGUAGAUAAGGACAAACGAAACCAAUGUAGAUACUGCAGAUUAAAAAAAUGCUUUCGAGCAGGGAUGAAAAAGGAAGCUGUGCAGAAUGAAAGAGACAGAAUAAGUACAAGGAGGUCAAGCUAUGAGGACAACAGUUUGCCUUCAAUUAAUGCACUCAUACAAGCAGAGGUGCUUUCUCGUCAGAUUUCCUCUCCUAUUUCUGUGAUAAACAGUGACAUCAGGUCUAAGAAGAUUGCAGUGAUAAGUGACGUAUGUGAGUCUAUGAAACAGCAGCUUUUGGUCCUGGUAGAGUGGGCUAAAUAUAUCCCAGCUUUCUGCGAGCUACCACUGGAUGACCAGGUUGCUUUAUUGCGAGCACACGCUGGGGAGCAUUUACUGCUUGGGGCUGCAAAGCGUUCCAUGAUGUACAAAGAUGUUCUGCUCUUAGGCAAUGACUAUAUCAUCCCACGCAAUUGCCCAGAGCUGGAGAUAAACCGUGUAGCAACUAGAAUUCUAGAUGAACUGGUUCAGACAUUUCAGGACCUGCAGAUAGACGAUAAUGAAUAUGCCUGCCUGAAAGCAGUUGUUUUCUUUGAUCCAGAUGCCAAAGGACUCAGUAACCCUGCCAAAAUCAAACGCAUGCGAUUCCAAAUACAAGUCAGUUUGGAGGACUAUAUUAAUGACAGACAGUAUGAUUCUCGGGGUCGAUUUGGAGAGCUGCUGCUAUUGCUACCUACUCUACAGAGCAUCACCUGGCAAAUGAUUGAGCAAAUCCAGUUUGUUAAACUCUUUGGAAUGGCUAAAAUUGACAAUCUUCUUCAAGAGAUGCUUCUGGGAGGUACUGCAAAUGAGACACCACAUACACACCAUUCACUACAUCCUCAUCUGGUCCAGGAGCAUCUCGCAAGUAAUGUGAUAGUGACCAGCACAAUGCCUGCUCCAGUACAAAAUGGGCAGAUCUCCACACCUGAAACUCCAUUACCUUCUCCACCUGGAGGGUCUGCAUCUGAGCCAUACAAACUGAUAGCAGGUUCUGUACCAAAACAACCAACAUCCGUUCCUCAACAAACCAUUCCAAAACAAGAGGCAAUUUAACAUGUG
Molecule: messenger RNA, 1389 nt
Organism: Carcharodon carcharias (great white shark)
Lineage: Eukaryota; Metazoa; Chordata; Chondrichthyes; Lamniformes; Lamnidae
Gene: hnf4a
Product: hepatocyte nuclear factor 4, alpha
Exons: 10
Coding region: 1-1383 (460 amino acids)
Biological process (GO): anatomical structure development; positive regulation of transcription by RNA polymerase II; cell differentiation
Molecular function (GO): nuclear receptor activity; RNA polymerase II cis-regulatory region sequence-specific DNA binding; zinc ion binding
Source: RefSeq, a predicted model, not a curated record